Peronospora matthiolae is the source of this 2688-nucleotide messenger RNA. The record is from the annotation of a GenBank genome assembly. Lineage: Eukaryota; Oomycota; Peronosporomycetes; Peronosporales; Peronosporaceae.
AUGCAAGUGACGACCCAAGCGGCAGCAAAUGUGCUGCUAACCAGUGUCACGGUCUACUUUACGCUCUUCUUAGUACUGAUUCUAGUAUACGAGGUGCUACGGCCGCGUUUAGCGCAUGUAUACGCCCCCGAGAACCUCGCGGACUUUCCCCAGUCGAAACAGCGCAAGUUCUUGAGCUGGGUACCGUUUAUGUGGAGUAUUGACGAGUCCGACGUGGCUGAAAAGUGCGGCCUGGACGCCUGGGUCCUGCUGCGGUUCAUGCAGAUGGGACGGAAGGUGGCGCUGCUGUGUGUUUUGUGCUCUCUCGCCCUCUUUCCCAUGUAUUUCUGUACAGCAGCUGUGAUUGAAGCUCAGGAACAAGAGAAGCACCAUCAUGUCCUGAGUCAGCUGCUACCUGCAUCUAGUGGAGUUUCCAAUGCUUCCACUGUGGCCAUUGCAUCCAUGAUCAUGCUCAUGCUCGAAGAACGACCGGAUAGCAAAAACAGUGCACCACACAGUCUCUUGGCUGACGGCAAGCUGAAACUGGAUGUGGUGGACCGACUCACGAUCGCCAACGUUGGCAAAGACGACUGGAGACUCUAUUUCACAGUCUUUGUUGCCUACAUUCUCAGUUGCUACGUCAUGCGACUGCUGCUAAACGAGUAUACCGUAUACCGUAAACGCCGCCACGAGUUCCUCAUGCGCAAGCACCCGCAGCAGUAUAGCGUCGUGAUCUCGGACCUUCCUCAGGCCCAACGUCGUCCUCAGACGCUACAGGCGUAUUUGGAGUUCCUGUUUCCCGAUUCAGUUCACUCGGUGUACAUUGGUGUCGAGUGUGCAGCAUUGGAGAAAGUACUUGAGAAACGCCGGAUGAUUGUGUAUCACCUGUACGCGGCGAAUGUCCAGCUCACAAAGGCAAAAACCAAGGCUGGGGACUAUGGUGUGAUCCAACGACCGAAAGAGUGCAUUGGUCGUCGCUUCUUUGGACUAUGCGGUGGCGGCAAGAAAGUUGAUGCUGUCGACUACUACUCGGAGAAAUUGCAGAAGGUUGAGGCCGAAAUAGUUCGUGUUCGGAACGAGAUUCUUCAGUGCCAGUCAGCAGAAAAAGACCAAGAGAUCACUCGUGGGAAACAGUACGGCUCAAAAAGCGCAGCAGCGUCACGAAGGUUUUCUUCGCUGACGGAACUGACAGAGAAGCUUCGUGCAACGAAGAGUUCGAUGCGGGGAGAGGAAUCGUUGCCGUUGCUACAUGUAAGCAUGCCGAUGCCCAAGCGACCUAAUGUGAUGCGCAGCAGUGCGUUUGUAAGUUUCCGAAGCAUACGUUCUGCUCAAGCAGCGCAACAACUCCUUCAGGUAGAGAAUCCUCGUUGCAUGCUUGUUCUCCCAGCGCCCAACAUUUGUGACGUUCAGUGGGAAAACUUUGGUCUACCGCACAAGCUUAAAGCAAAAUGGAAACUCGUCUCCAUGGGAGUAUCGCUCUUGAUUGGGUGCUUCUGGACAGUACCAACAGCUUUUGUCGCGUCAAUGGCUAGUGUCGACGAGCUCCGCCAUCUUUUUCCAUGGCUUGGUGGCCUUAUGGAGAAAAACUCGUGGUUGCUCAUUGUUUUGCAGCAAACUGCACCACUGGUAUACUCAGCGAUGAAUGGACUUGCGAACGUGAUUUUUAGACAACUGUCUACUCAGGAGGGUCAUUUGUCGAUCUCGGAAGUGGAAGCUAGUCGGUUCACAAAGCUAUGCUUCUUUCAAGCUUUCCAAAUGUUCUUCGUAUCGGCGCUAGCGGGAUCCAUUAUCACGGAGUUUAUGCUGAUUUUGGACCAGCCACGCCUGCUAUUCUUCUUCUUGGGCAACACGAUUGCGAACCAGUCCAUGAUGUUCAUUACCUUCAUCAUCACGCAGUUGUGCGUAAAUACGUCUCUUUUCCUGCUGCGUGUAUCGCCCUUAGUGAUCUCUGCGGCAUACCGUGUCUUGGCUCCCAUGCAUGCCAAGUUACCUCGGCCCCGAGAAUGGAUGGGUCUGUGCCCUAUCAACUUUCGGACUGACCUCGAUACGCCGAUGAAUCUGGCGCAGCAAUAUCUCGUCUUCUUAUUCGUCGUGGUGUUUGCCCCCAUCGCACCACUUGUGGGCUACUUUGGUGCAUUGUUCUUCGUGGUGUCCGAGCUGUCGUACAAGCGAUGCUUAUUUUUUGUUAACAGCUCGCAUUGGGCAGCAAACAAUUCGAUGGGUGUGUAUUGGCCACCGCUCUACUCAUUUGUGAUCGGUGCGCUGAUCAUCGGCCAGUGCACGCUGAUUGGACUGCUAUCGUUGAAGUCGGGUGGAUACGGACCGAUCGGGCUUACCACCAUGCUUCCUUUCAUCACGCUUGCCUUUCAUUGGUACGCAGUUGACCUAUCUCGUCUGAAUCGGGCUGCUGAGAAUCUACCGCUUGACCAGUGUUGCGACGUCGAUGAGGAGCGGAAGGAUGAUUCCUUUGAUUUCCUGAAUGGUAUCUAUCGUCAGCCAGCCAUGAUUGAAGCAUUUAGCCCGGCUUUUGUCCGGGGCCACGAAUUUGAAAGCGGCACGAGUGCUGCUAUUGACGCCACUUACGUCCAGGGGGACGCCGUGGAACCGCAAGUCGAACCGCUGGACAAGCCUGUAAAGCCUCUAAACCAGCAAACCCGUUUAGCUGAGCUGAACAAUGAUAAGAAGGGCGAAAACAAGGGGACGGAAUGA